This is a messenger RNA of Thlaspi arvense, 465 nucleotides long. Lineage: Eukaryota; Viridiplantae; Streptophyta; Magnoliopsida; Brassicales; Brassicaceae. The record is from the annotation of a GenBank genome assembly.
AUGGCUGAUUGUAACCCUAAAGUUUUCUUCGAUAUUGCCGUCGACUCCAAAACGGUUGGUCGGAUCGAGAUGGAGCUCUUCACCGACGAGUCCCCGCAUGCGAAGAGCUCCCUGGCUCUCUGUACCGGCGAGAAAGGCAUCGGGGAGUCUGGUGUACCACUCCACUAUAAGGAAUCAAUCUUUAACCGUGUGCCCACCAGGAAGCACAACCGUGCAGGUCUCCUCUCCAUGUUCAACCAUGAUGGACACAUCUUUGAUCCUCAGUUCAUGCUCCUCAUGGUGGAGGAUCCUGGUCUCGACUAUGCGAACGUCGUGGUCGGACAGGUUGCUAAGGGAUUCGAUGUAAUCAUGGAAGUUGAAGAGAUGGGUCGGACAAAAAUUGGAGAUGCCGCUCGUGACAGUCGCCGACUGCGGUCAGAUUCUUCCUUGUGGUUCUCUGGUAACGAAGGUAUUUUUGUUGCAUAG